AUGUUUAACGUUAAUCGGCUUAAGCCGUACCAUCAGUACGCUGCUUCUUCCGAUGAAGAACGCCCUUGCGCUCAAGCAUCUCACAGAGGGCCUUGUACUCCCGAUGGUGGACACCAACAAGGGUCUGAAGAGCAGUUAUCUCAGUUCGAGACCGAUCAAUAUCCACACGAGCUACCCUUAGCUCGUCAUGCAGAGAUGUCAAAGCUCUCUCGUUCUCAAGCUGAGCGAAAGAAAACUCAGCUCGAUGCUCCAAGACAGUGUCCACUAGUUGAAGACGCCUGCCCCGCUCAUGCUCGAGGUCACCGCGUAACGCUUGCGUUACGCGAUCAAGGAAGCUCUCGGAGACACACGCUCCCCCACGAUAGUUUGGAGAGCGUCUUUCCUCCUCCUCCACCUCCUUUGGAGGGCUCUCGCGGUGGCCAGAGCUAUCUUAUUGAGCGGCUGUUGAACAACCGCGACGUGAACGGACGUCGGACGAGUUAUCUCGUCCGGUGGCGCGGCUAUCCCCCGUCCUGGGAUACUUGGGAGCCCGCUUUCAACUGA
Messenger RNA from Peronospora matthiolae, 543 nucleotides. NCBI's taxonomy places the organism in Eukaryota, Oomycota, Peronosporomycetes, Peronosporales, Peronosporaceae. The record is from the annotation of a GenBank genome assembly.